GGGACACAGAAGAAUGAAUUGAGAAAAGCUUUCUGGGGAAGUGAAGGGAAACAUUUCAGAGUGAGCAACGGAAAAAGGUUCAUGCCAAGGUUUUAUUAUUCUGCAGGGAAGCAUUUUAUUCAAGUGACUAUUUGUGAAAGACUGAAUGCAGAAAAAAACAAUCAGAAAGUUGCACGGACGUUUUAAAUGUAAGAGGGACCUGCAAUAACUUUCCACUGCGUUUUUCAGACCAACCUUGAUGGUUUCAGGCCUGCCUUUUGCACAAAAAGGAAACAGACAAAGGCAAUCCUCUUAGGAGUAUUUGCAGCAUUGGAUGACUCAUCCUAAAAUCAACAUGGACGGGGUGUGUGAGGCCGUGCCCCUCAGCUCUGGAUGUGCGCUGCCACCAUGGCCAAACACGAGAGCGGCGGUGGCAGCCCGGUGGUGCGUCAGAUAGACAAGCAGUUCCUGGUGUGCAGCAUCUGCCUGGACCGCUACCACAACCCCAAGGUGCUGCCCUGCCUCCACACCUUCUGUGAAAGUUGCCUCCAGAACUACAUCCCCCCCGAGUCCCUGACGCUGUCCUGCCCGGUGUGCCGUCAGACGUCCAUCCUGCCGGAGAAGGGAGUGUCCGCGCUGCAGAACAACUUCUUCAUCACCAACCUCAUGGAGGUCCUGCAGAGAGACCCCGAGUGCUCCCGGGAGGAGGACUGCCCCGCCGCCAGCGGGACGCCCCUGAGCUGUCCCAACCACGAGGGCAAGGUGAUGGAGUUCUACUGCGAGUCAUGCGAGACGGCCAUGUGUCUGGACUGCACGGAGGGGGAGCACCGCGAGCACGUCACCGUCCCCCUACGGGACGUCCUGGAGCAGCACAAGGCGGCGCUGAAGGACCAGCUGGACGCCAUCCGUGGCAGACUCCCCCAACUGACGGCGGCCAUCGAGCUGGUGACGGAGAUCUCCCGGCAGCUCACGGAGGGGAAGAACCAGGCGGUGGCCGGGAUCAGCAGUACCUUCGACGACCUGGAGAGGGCGCUACAGCAGCGCAAGAACACCCUGAUCACUGACCUGGAGAACAUCUGCAGCUCCAAGCAGAAGGUGCUGCAGGCCCAGCUGACCUCCCUCCUGCAGGGGGCAGAGCACAUCCAGAGCAGCUGUGGCUUCACAGAGCAGGCCCUCAGCCACGGGAGCUCCACGGAGGUGCUGCUGGUGCAGAAGCAGAUGAGCGAGCGUGUCACCGCACUGGCGAGACACGACUUCCCAGAGAAACCGCAUCAGAACGCACACCUGGACUGUCAGGUGGAGACGGACGGGCUGCGCCGCUCCAUCCAGAACCUGGGGGUCCUGAUCACCACGGCGGCCGUGGCCCACACCUCGGUGGCCACCGGGGAGGGCCUGCGCCACGCCACCACGGGGGUGCCCCAGAGCGUUACCGUGACGACCAAGGACAAGGACGGGGAGCUGGUGCGGACGGGCAACGCCCUCCUGCGGGCGGAGAUCACCUCGGCGGGCGACGGCGUUGCCGCGGCCGACGCCGAGGUCACGGACAACAAGAACGGCACGUACGAGGUGAGCUACGUCCUGCGUGCCGAGGGCGACUUCCUGUUCGGCCUGGCGCUCUACGGCCAGCCCCUCCGCGGCAGCCCCUUCCGCCUGCGGGCCCUCAAGCCCUCCGACGCGCCGCAGUCCCCCGACGACGUGAAGCGCCGCGUCAAGUCCCCCAGCGGCCCCGGGGGCCACGUGCGGCAGAAGGCGCUGCGCCGGCCCUCCAGCAUGUACAGCACCACCAAGAAGAAGGAGAACCCCAUCGAGGACGAGCUCAUCUACAGAGUAGGUUCAAGAGGCAGAGAGAAGGGCGAGUUCACCAACCUCCAGGGCAUCUCAGCCUCAAGCAACGGCAGGGUGGUGGUGGCAGACAGCAACAACCAGUGCAUACAGGUGUUCUCCAACGACGGGCAGUUCAAGAUGCGGUUUGGGGUGCGGGGGCGUUCCCCGGGGCAGCUCCAGAGGCCUACGGGUGUGAGCGUGGACCUGAACGGGGACAUCGUGGUGGCGGAUUAUGACAACCGCUGGGUCAGCAUCUUCUCAUCGGACGGCAAGUUCAAGAACAAAAUCGGGGCGGGGCGUCUCAUGGGGCCGAAGGGCGUGGCCGUGGACAGGAAUGGACACAUCAUCGCCGUGGACAACAAGGCCUGCUGCGUCUUCAUCUUCCAGUCCAACGGGAAGCUGGUCAACAAGUUCGGAGCGCGGGGGACGUCCGAGAGGCAGUUUGCAGAAAAACUUGGCCCAAUUGUAAAUAAGUCAGUCCCAGUUUUCAGUCCGCACUUUGUGGCUGUGAACAACAAGAACGAAAUCAUCGUGACCGACUUCCACAAUCACUCUGUGAAGGUGUACAACGCGGACGGAGAGUUCCUCUUCCGGUUCGGCUCCCACGGGGAAGGGAACGGCCAGUUCAACGCGCCCACCGGCGUGGCCGUGGACGCCAAUGGAAACAUCAUUGUGGCCGACUGGGGGAACAGCAGAAUACAGGUCUUUGACAGCACAGGUUCUUUCCUGUCCUACAUCAACACGUCUGCGGACCCCCUGUACGGGCCACAGGGCCUGGCGCUCACCUCGGACGGGAACGUGGCCGUGGCCGACUCCGGCAACCACUGCUUCAAGGUCUACCGCUACCUGCAGUGAGGCUGAGCGGAGGACAGUGCACGUCAGCGGAGGACAGUGCACGUGAGCGGACCUUUCUCGUGCACGUGAGUGGAAGUCUCUCGUGCACGUCGGCGGAGGACAGUGCACGUGAGCCAAACUCUCUCGUGCACGUCAACAGAACUCUCUCGUGCACUGGAGCGGAACUUUCUCGUGCACGUGAACAGAACUCUCUCGUUGCACGUGAGCGGAGGACAGUGCACGUGAGCCGAACUCUCUCGUGCACGCGAGCGGAACUCUCUUGUGCACGUGAGUGGAGUACAGUAAACGUGAUGGGAAUUCUCUCGUGCACGUGAACAGAACGCUCUCGUGCACGCGAACAGAACGCUCUCGUGCACGUGAGCGGAACUCUAUCGUGCACGUGACGUUCCAUGGCUAGAUCUCCCAAAUCCCGCCUCUGCACCAAUAUCGCUUAGGAGAACCCCCUAAAAUGUUGCGCUGAGAUUCCUCUUGACUUUUGUUGAACUGCCGUUCUAUUUAGCGUAUUCUAUCUUCAAUCUACAACCAAUUGUUCUGAAGUUGUCAACUUUUAAGUCACACACUAUCGAUAACUUUACAAAGCGGCGGGAAGUUGCGCUUGGAACGCCGUGCUUUUUGGGUAAUGCUUUCGAUAAUCUUAAAGGCUAUUGCUUGGCUGGAGGACAGACAUAGCAGUCUCCUGGUUAUGCGUUGCUGGCGAUAAUAUAUUUUACCACAGCAACCUGCAAUACAGUGUGCUACCUUUACUGGUCAUAACUGGUCAGAACGGCCUGAAGAGAUGAACCCAUACUGGCCAAGGUUUAUAUAUAUCAAGCUAACAUAGCCGUAGCCAUGAAUAUCCCGAGUGUAAAGAACUGACGUAUCAAAUAAGGACAUGAAUCAUAUGCCUUCAUGUGCAUCCUUGGUUACCAAUCAAAUUUGGUGUUUAAAAUGAACUUUUAACGAUCGCCUUUCCUAUAUGGCCCAGAUUCCCGGAGUACACAAAAUCCAGAUUUUCCCUUUUCUACGUUGUUUCUGAAUCCUUUCCAUUCAUUCCAAUGAGACGCAGGCAAAGAUUACAACAAGGAUUCAUCCUCUAUCAGGCUCUUUUAUGACUUUAACCAAAGCCCCACCCCCCCACCCCCAAACC
This is a messenger RNA of Gadus chalcogrammus (walleye pollock), 3784 nucleotides long. It is a transcript of the gene trim3b, whose product is annotated as tripartite motif containing 3b. The record is from RefSeq and is a predicted model, not a curated record. The coding region runs from base 373 to 2658 and encodes 761 amino acids. Gene Ontology annotation, molecular function: ubiquitin protein ligase activity; zinc ion binding; translation repressor activity. The transcript has 18 exons. Gene Ontology annotation, biological process: negative regulation of translation; proteasome-mediated ubiquitin-dependent protein catabolic process; protein polyubiquitination. NCBI's taxonomy places the organism in Eukaryota, Metazoa, Chordata, Actinopteri, Gadiformes, Gadidae.